Diprion similis is the source of this 1119-nucleotide messenger RNA. RefSeq lists its product as uncharacterized. Bases 439 to 1017 code for a protein of 192 amino acids. The transcript has 2 exons. The record is from RefSeq and is a predicted model, not a curated record. NCBI's taxonomy places the organism in Eukaryota, Metazoa, Arthropoda, Insecta, Hymenoptera, Diprionidae.
ACACAAAAAAAUGGCAGAAAGCUCUCGUUUUAAGAUAGAGAAGCUGAACGGCGAAAAUACGAAGUAUGAUGCUAUAAAUUAGAAUUACUUCUCAUAAAAGAUAAAGCGUGGAACGUAAUAAGGGACCAUGCACCAUCUCCAGUAACAAGUGAUUGGACAGAACGCGACGAUCAAGCCCGUGCAACAAUUGGACUCCUAGUCGAAGACAGCCGACUGCACCACGUCAGGGGCGCUACGACAGCGCGUGCAGCUUGGGAUUCGUUAAAGGAUUAUCACCAAAAGGCAAUGCUAUCCAGUAAAAUUUUUCUAUUAAAAAGAAUUUGUAGAUUAACAUUAGCGGAAGGUGGUCAUAUGGAGGACCGCAUCACUGAAAUGUAAAAUUUGUUUAAUAAGCUGGCUGCAUUAGGAGAAACACUAAAAGAUGACCUAAUAGCUGCUAUGCUUCUCGGUAGCUUACCAGACUCGUACAGUGCGUUGAUUACAGGCCUGGAGAGCAGAUCGGAAAAUGAACUCACACUACAGUUGGUAAAAAGUAAACUCAUAGAUGAAUAUAAGAGGCAAAAGCAGACAGAUACAGAUAAAAAUCAAAAUGAAUCGGCAAUGAAGAUUGACAGCGGGCAGCACAAAAAGAAAACCCGUUUUUUCUGUAAAAGGGAUGGACACUAUAAGAAAGAAUGCAGAAAAUAUGAAGCCUGGAAAGAAAAAAAUGAAAAAGCGAAACAAGUCGAUGAAGAUGAAUCAUGUUUUCUGAUGACUACACCCGAGAAUCUGAAAAAAAAUGAGGAAUCAUGUUUUGAGGCGAGAGGAAGUCAAAAGAAAAAUAAUACUUGGUUCGUUGAUUUAGGCGCAACUAGUCAUAUGGCAAGUUACAAAGAAUGUUUCACUGAGUUUAAUCCAGGAAGAAAAGGUCAUGUGCGCCAGGUUGAUGAACAACAGUUAUGCGAAAUAAAGGGUAUUGGAACAAGUAUCAUAAGAUGCAAAACCGAUGACGGUAACACAUCAAAUAUGGAAAUAUAAAACGUUUUAUACGUACCAGAACUAACAGCAAGUUUAUUGUCAGUUAAAGAGUUAGCAGCUGAGGUAUAUAAAUUACUGUUCGAAGAUACCGACUGCAACAUA